GUGUGGACGCCAUAAGAGACCCGACUCCUAUCAGUUCUUCUCAUUUGCUGUUUGAAGUCCAAGGGGGAGGGUUCUACCAAUGCAUUCCCCUGCUGUGAUUGGCUGCCAUUGAGGUUAAGAGGGGCGGGCUCAGGAUAAGUGGGCGGCGGCCUUGUGUAAGAGGGAAAGACAAGAGUUUGUUGUGGCUAUCUGGUUGUGCUCCUGUGCAUACACACAGCUCCCAUAGCUUCCAUAGCUCCUAGACGGCUGACUGAUUAGACUUAGACCCUGGACUAAGAGCGCUAAGGAUCAUGUGUAGUCCAUAUUCAGGAGAGGAGUCGCAGAAAGAACUAGGACAAGCGUUCCUGCUCCCCCCAGGAGAACUGGUCCCAGCUGAGUAAAAAGGAGAUCCUGAUGAGCCGGGCGGGUCCACCAGUGGCAGCAGCGGGUGGCCCCCAAGGUGGGAGGACGCGCCAACGAGACUUGAUCAUGGAGCAGAAAGUCGGCAAACUGAUGUCUGGCUUCCAGCGCAGUUCCACCUCGGAUGACGACUCCGGCUGCGCACUGGAAGAGUACGCUUGGGUACCGCCCGGUCUUCGCCCCGAGCAGGUCCAGUUGUACUUCUCCUGCCUGCCUGAGGAGAACAUCCCAUACGUCAACAGUCCAGCUGAGAAGCUCAGAAUCAAGCAGCUCCUCCAUCAACUUCCACCACACGACAACCAGGUCCGUUAUUGCCAGGCCCUCAGUGAGGAGGAGAAGAAGGAGCUCCAGAUGUUCAGCAUCCAGAGGAAGAAGGAGGCCCUGGGGAGGGGCACACCCAAAAUGCUGCCCUGCCAUCGGAUGGACAGCGUUUGUGAGCAGUGUGGCAAGAACAUCAAUGGCGGCGAAAUGGUGGUGUUGGCAUCCAGAUCGGUCCCUGGGAUGUGUUGGCACCCGGCUUGCUUCACCUGCUCCACGUGUAGCGAGCUGCUGGUGGAUUUGAUCUACUUCUACCACAACGGGAAGAUACACUGUGGAAGGCAUCAUGCCGAGCUCCUCAAACCUCGGUGCACAGCCUGCGAUGAGAUUAUAUUUGCUGACGAGUGCACGGAGGCUGAGGGGCGCCACUGGCACAUGAAGCACUUCUCCUGUUUUGAAUGCGAGACGGUUCUGGGGGGACAGCGCUACAUCAUGAAGAACGGCAGACCCUACUGCUGUGGAUGCUUCGAGUCGCUCUACGCGGAAUUCUGUGAGGCUUGCGGAGAACAUAUCGGUGUUGAUAAUGCCCAGAUGACUUACGACGGUCUCCACUGGCAUGCCACCGAGACCUGUUUCAGCUGCGCCCAGUGUAAGAGCUCCCUUAUGGGGUGCCCCUUCCUGCCACACCAAGGUCGCAUCUACUGCUCCAAAGCCUGCAGUCUGGGAGAAGACACACAAGCAUCCGAUUCCUCGGACUCGGCCUUCCAGUCGGCGCGUUCCCGGGAGUCGCGUCGUAACAUACGUAUGGGCAAAAGCAGCCGAUCAGGUGAUCAAUGCCGACAGUCGCUUCUCUUUUCGCCGGCGGUUAACUACAGGUUUCCUGGAUUCAGCGGAAACUUUGAGGACACCAUGACCGACAAGUUCACACAUUUGAACUUAUCUGAUGAGCAUUUCUGGAGGGGGAGUGGUGAGGAAACCGAGAAGGAGGAGUGGGCGGAGCAUGAAGACUACAUGACUCAGCUACUGUUGAAAUUCGGGGAAAACGGGGUCUUCAGACAAGACAGUGACCGCACACCUACGAAUGUUUGGGUGGUGGAAAGGGAAGCAAAGCUAAAACCGGAGUCCUUCAAAGAUGCUAACAGCGACGGAGAAGGAAGAGGAAGUCUAGCCAGUAAGAAGUACCAGGCUGACAUGUACUGGGCCCAGUCUCAGGACGGAUUGGGGGACUCAGCUUACGGUAGUCAUCCGGGCCCGGCUAGCAACAGAAAGAUCCAAGAGUUGGAGCUAGACCAUGGGGCUGGAUCUUUGGAGUGCAUUCCAGACCGGUUCAAGAAGACGGAUCAGAGUGUCCGAGACUCCAUGGACUCAUUGGCUCUCUCGAAUAUUACCGGUACUUCGGUUGAUGGUGAUACGAAAGACCGGUCUUUGGUUUUCUCCAUGCAUGGCUUCCACGAUCUGGAGACUGAGGACUGUGAGAACACAAGCAACAUGGGGACCCUUAACUCCUCCAUGUUACACAGGAGUUCAAAUUCCCUGAAGAGUCUUGAAUCUGAGCAGGAAGAGGAAGUGGAUGGAAAUGUUCCAGAAGUUCCAGCAAUGGAGGACACACCCAAACCACAUGUACCCACCCUGAGGAGGUCACGUUCACAGUCUAGGAACCAGCAGGUGAAAUUUUCAGAUGACAUUAUCGACCGUUACGACGACCUCCCGAUGCGGCAACCCCCCAUGAGUGAACGGACUCGCCGGAGAGCGUUCCAUUUUGAGGAGCAGGGCCAGGAAGUUGACUCCAGGGGACACUGUCGCCAUCACAGGAGGCGUCACAGCCGCAAGUCUCGCUCGGAUAACGCUCUUAAUCUUCUACCCAAACAGAGGGGCUACAAAGCGGACCACAGUGGGCAUCGGAAAGAACCGGUUUUCCACAGACACCCACCUGCUGCUACCGGGUCAGACUACAGGCUUAACGGCUCGGCCAUGGGGAGGUUCUUAGAUCUGUGCAGGGACCAUGACGACUGGUGCUCUACAUGUUCAUCCUCUUCCUCUGAUUCAGAGGAGGAGGGUUUCUUCCUGGGUCAGCCUAUCCCUCAACCGAGACCGCUUAGACAUUACUAUGAUGAAGGUCUACCAGGCCCGGUUCCAGACCUGUCCUCCCCUUCGUAUGACCAAUGGACUAAAUUCAAAAACAAAGGACAUAAGAGUAAAAACUGCAUCAUAUCUUAGGCUUUGGUCUCACAGUUGGGUUCUUCUUCAGUAACAUGAUAUGAUAUGAUAAAUAUAUCAUAUUUCAAUAUGAACUUCUGUGGCUGGUAAAUUAAUACAAUAUUGAGUAACUUCAGAGUAAUGCAUAUUUAUAAUUAAAAAUGUAAAUAUUCAUUCAUUCAUUCAUUUUCUAACGUUUAUCCUAACGAGAGUCGCAAAGGGUGCUGGAGCCUAUCCCAGCUGUCUUGGGGCGAGAGAGGCGGGGUACAUGCUGGACUGGUGGCCAGCCAAUCACAGGGCACAUAUAGACAAACAACCAUUCACACUCACAUUCAUACCUAUGGACAAUUUGGAGUCGCUAAUUAACCUAGCAUGUUUUUUUUUGGAAUGUGGGAGGAAACCGGAGUACCCGGAGAAAACCAACGCAUGCACGGGGAGAACAUGCAAACGCCACACAUGUAAGGUAAUACCCAUGAAAAUAGCUAAAAUGCUAACAUGUUAACAUUAGCUUGUUAAUUACACAAGCAUACUAACUGUUAGCAUGUUAAAACUCUAUGUAAGUUUGGGGGAGGAAACCGGGGAGAACAUGGAAACUCCACACAGAGAUGGCCGAGGGUGGAAUUGAACCCAGGUCUCCUAGUUGUGAGGUCUGCACGCUAACCACUCGACUGCCGUGCAGCCUUAUGUAAGGUAAUAUCCAUGAAAAUAGCUAAAAUGCUAACAUGUUAACAUUAGCUUGUUAAUAACACAAGAAUACUAACUGUUAGCAUGUUAACACUCUAUGUAAGUUUGGGGGAGGAAACCGGGGAGAACAUGCAAACUCCACACAGAGAUGGCCGAGGGUGGAAUUGAACGCGGGUCUCCUAGCUGUGAGGUCUGUGCACUAACUACUCGUCCACCGUGCAGCCUUAUGUAAGGUAAUACCCAUGAAAAUAGCUAAAAUGCUAACAUGUUUACAUUAGCUUGUUAAUAACACAACAUACUAACUGUUAGCAUGUUAACACUCUAUGUACGUUUGGGGGAGGAAACCGGGGAGAACAUGCAAACUCCACACAGAGAUGGCCAAGGGUGGGAUUGAACCCGAGUCUCCUAGCUGUGAGGUCUGCAUGCUAACCACUCGACCGCCUUGCAGCCCGUCAAAAUAACAAACGUAUUAAUUAAUUUAUUAAUAUUAAUAUUAAUAUAUAAACACUUAUUUAGUAAACAGUUAAAGGGGACCUAUGAUGCUAAUUUCUGGGCCAUUUGUAUUGAGUUGUGGACUCCUAUAGAGCAGUUACACACAAUAACAUCUAGUUCUUCCAGAAUCUGCACCUAUUCAGCUGUAUUUCUUUGGGUUUUGUGGUUCCUGCAAAAACGCUGUUUUAACGUAUUCCACCCACAGGCACACCCACUCUGCUGUGGUUGGUCACAUUACAUGGACUUCCUGUUUGUACCCCGAGCUGCAAAACCAACUUUAUAGGAUUUGAUAAUAAAGUGCGAUUCUCUAAUGUAUAUAUAUAUAUAUAUUACAUGUAAAUACUGCAAUAAGAUAAAAUGUGGCAAAUUUUUUUUACUCUCGACUUAAACCGAGGUCACAAUCGCACGUAUGAUCUUUUUUCCGUGCGAUUUUAAGAACAUAGUUGUGGUGAGUAAUAUCAGGAGUAAUAUCACCACCACCCAACGUAUAACCAGUAAGCGGAACCAGCUAGCUUGCUAGCUUGCAGUCUUUGUAUGUUGGCAAUUUUAUCCCCAGGGCUAUAUUGGGAACCUAUACCCGCAAUAAACGAGGGAACACUGUAUUUCCUAGAGAUGUCCGAUAUCGGUACUAAUAAUAAUAAUAAUUAUCUGCAACAGUUGAUAUCGGUAUCAGAUUUUUCCGGAUCAUGAAAACGGAUAUCAUUCCGCCACGGGAGAUAUGUCAUUUUAUACAUAUCGAUAUCGGCUGAUAUCGGUAUCGGAAAUUGAAAGUUCAACAAUAUCGGUAUAUCGUUUUUCGGAAAAAACGCCAGUAUCGGAAAUCCCUAGUAUUUACAUAUUACAAUACAAACAUAGCCAAGUACAGUACAUUGAUGAGCAACAGAAGACCAUCAACUAACUGGUUUCCUCCCAGUCCAGGCGGUCUUAAACUGGCAUUCAGAAUCACGCUUUCUUCAAGUGUUUGUAAUAAACUCAUUUCUAUUGUAACAUGUAUAAAUGUAUAAACUGGAGUAUAAGGUUAUUUUAAUAAAAAUGUCAUUUGUGUGUACUUGACCCCACUCCCGCCAACAUGGACAAAAAUGCAAAUAAUUUCAUUUUAGGUCAAUUUUUAUUUGAAAGCCAAUAUGAUUGUGUAGUUUAAAAUUGGAUAAGUUAGCAAACAGUUAAAUAUUGUUUAUAUUGGUCCAAGAAUACUG
This is a messenger RNA of Doryrhamphus excisus (bluestripe pipefish), 5225 nucleotides long. The record is from RefSeq and is a predicted model, not a curated record. NCBI's taxonomy places the organism in Eukaryota, Metazoa, Chordata, Actinopteri, Syngnathiformes, Syngnathidae.